CCCCCCUCCCCCGCCACAACAACACACACCGCUCACUGUAAUGGAAGUUGUGUUUGAAGGACAUACACUUGCCGAGAUGCAGGGAAGCUGCUCGAUAAAACGAUGAUGGGGAACUCGUAACCAGCAUAUUGUAGUAUUAUCCUUUUAACGAAGGGGCUAUUGUACGUUACGACACCAAUCUUAGCCCUGCUAGCUAACAGUCGUCAAACUGGAGCGUGCUGAAGACAGUAAGGACAGUUCGUCCCCGAUACACUGAUUGUGGGGGUCUGCAAAGGACAGGAAAAAUGAAGUUCGCUCAGUUUUUACUGAAAAAUGGCGCUGGUAUACCGAAACAAGUGGAGAGGUUUGCUAAGUUCUCCCCUUCUCCCUUAUCUAUGAAGCAAUUCAUUGACUUUGGCUCUGCCAAUGCAUGUGAGAAGACCUCUUUUGUGUUCCUGCGGCAAGAGCUUCCUGUCAGACUGGCCAACAUCAUGAAGGAAAUUGAUUUCCUCCCUGACAAGCUCCUUAGCACUCCUUCCCUGAAGCUCCUCAUCAGCUGGUAUUCACAGAGUUUGCUGGAGAUUGUAGACUUUUUAGAAAAGGAUCCCGAUGAUAAGGAUGUCCUGACAAAUUUCACACAGACUCUGGUAAACGUCCGUAAUCGACACAACAACGUGGUGCCCACCAUGGCUCAGGGUGUGGUGGAGUUCAAGGAGGCCUUUGGCGUGGACCCCGUCACCAACCAGAACGUCCAGUACUUCCUGGAUCGCUUCUACAUGAGCCGCAUUUCCACACGCAUGCUCAUGAACCAGCACACAUUAAUCUUUCAAGGCAGUGUGAACCCAGCCCAUCCCAAACAUAUAGGCAGCAUUGACCCCAGCUGUGAUGUUGUGGAGGUAGUAAAAGAUGCCUAUGAUACUUCAAAGAUGCUGUGUGAGCAGUACUACCUGACCUCUCCUGAUAUGGAGAUCACAGAAGUCAAUUCCAAAAGCCCCGGCCAGCCCCUCCACAUUGUCUAUGUGCCAUCCCAUCUCUACCAUAUGCUGUUUGAGCUUUUCAAGAACGCCAUGAGAGCUACAGUGGAGACCCAUGAGAUGGCCCCAACGUUACCCCCGAUCAAAGUGCGAGUGUCACUGGGAACUGAGGAUCUCACUAUCAAGAUGUCUGACAGAGGAGGAGGAGUCCCUCUCAGGAAGAUCGAGCGCCUGUUCAGCUACAUGUACUCCACAGCUCCAAGUCCAGUCCACAUAGACAACUCUCGCAACGCACCACUGGCUGGUUUUGGCUAUGGCCUGCCCAUCUCCCGUCUGUAUGCCAAGUACUUCCAGGGAGACCUGCAGCUCUACUCUAUGGAGGGCUACGGCACCUCAGCUGUCAUAUACUUGAAGGCCUUGUCCUCAGAGUCAGUGGAGAGACUUCCUGUUUUCAACAAGUCAGCCUUACGGCAUUACCAGUCGAGCAUAGAGGCUGACGACUGGUGCAUGCCCAGCAAGGAUCCAAAGAAACUGGGCAAUUCCAAGAGGACUCUGUAAUGGUGGACUGAGGGAGGAAGCGGAGGACACUCUAGAAUAGUGCCAAUAGAAGAAUAAAAAAAAUAAAAUUAAAAAAAAAGGGUCCAUGUUGGAAGAAAUGGAUAAACUUGUACUGUAAGUGGGAGAAGGAACCAAAUGCUUUCAGCAUGCUGCUGGACCUGUACGUGGAAUGUGGAUUCCCUUCUCACAACUCUUAGAUGGAGGAAAAAUGCUCAUUGUUGGUGUCAAUAACCAGAUACAAGCACCAAAAUAACUGAGCUGAACUAUUACUACCAGCUGCCAGGCAAAUAAACAAAUUCAUUUCAUUAUACUUUACGGUGAUUGCAGGCUGCUAAUGGCAAUGGAACAAGUCAAGUAUUAAUGCCCUUUUACCUCACUCAUUACAUUCAUAAUAACAUGGUUACACCUGUUUUGGUUAUUUCGGUUUUUUUUAAUUAAAAAUAUAUCAUUUCACAAUCUACCAAGGCUAACAAGGCUAGCAAAUGGUAAUUGGUUAUUUCAUUUGCUUGGUAAAGUUGUGAUUUUGCAUGAGGUUCAGUGUGUAUCAUUGCCUUGGAAAAACCCAGCCAAAGCCAGCUGCAGUGGGAUGACUUUUAAGUUAAACAGAUUGGGAACAUGUUUAACAACUCUAGCAUAAACACAAAGUGAGCAAAGUCUGUUCCCCCACUUUUGUUCACGUAAGCAUUUCAAUCCUUUGCAACUUGCAGCAUUUCUUUUCACACACACACACACACACACACACAAAAACAACUUCUGCAUUUUGUUGCAGUUCAGUUCUCAGACAACUACAGCAUUUUAGAUGCACUAUAAGAGGAAUUUACACUGCAUGGUUCGUGUAAAAUAGCAUCCAUGUAAAAUCAGUUGUUCCAUUUUUAGUCUUUCAGCUUCUUCAAUAAGAGAUGUGAACAUGCUUGAUGGAGUUCCGUAGAGCAAAAUGAGAAAGUGCCUUUCUGGAGAGGUGGAAUUUUUAAAACAGUAUUGCAAAAUAUUUGAAGUUAUUAUGUAUGGUUAAACUGUGAUUAAUUGUAUUUUAACUGUAAAACUACCAAUAAUUUCUCUCUGUUGAAACUAGUAAUAAGUUAAUUGCAGUAAGUAACUAAAAUACACACUUUUUCCAAGAAAGUUUUCAGUGUUUUCAAAGAGUAACUGUCUAGAACUGCACACAGUCCUUUGGUAAUGUCACCCUACGUGUUUUGUAAUGAUGCAUGUGUGUAUAUUUAAGUGACUGACUUUAGAGGGUGCGAAGGACUGUGUAAAAUGUUAAAUGUUGCACUGCAGAAAACUGUACUUGUGAUAAGUGAUAACUUGCUUUCUGUGAUAAGUGUAGCAGAUCCAGACAGUAACAUCACAGGCAGAUGCUCAGACAAAGCUAUAUUGAAGCUGUAUAGAUAUAAUGGGCAUAGUAUGGCAUUAUCUGUAUCUAACAAUUUCACAUAUUCCAUGCCCCCAUUGUACCAACCUUUGCCCAUUUUGUAGCAUUUAGAAUUGUCUUGAGAUCUUGUUGAUUAAAAUAUGAACUCAC
This is a messenger RNA of Etheostoma spectabile (orangethroat darter), 3033 nucleotides long. RefSeq names its product pyruvate dehydrogenase kinase, isozyme 4 (gene pdk4). The coding region runs from base 285 to 1511 and encodes 408 amino acids. Gene Ontology annotation, cellular component: mitochondrion. The record is from RefSeq and is a predicted model, not a curated record. Gene Ontology annotation, molecular function: pyruvate dehydrogenase (acetyl-transferring) kinase activity. The transcript is spliced from 12 exons. Gene Ontology annotation, biological process: protein phosphorylation; regulation of glucose metabolic process. Lineage: Eukaryota; Metazoa; Chordata; Actinopteri; Perciformes; Percidae.